Messenger RNA from Spizellomyces punctatus DAOM BR117, 1199 nucleotides. RefSeq lists its product as uncharacterized. The record is from RefSeq and is a predicted model, not a curated record. Gene Ontology annotation, molecular function: palmitoyltransferase activity. The transcript has 12 exons. Lineage: Eukaryota; Fungi; Chytridiomycota; Chytridiomycetes; Spizellomycetales; Spizellomycetaceae. Bases 10 to 1101 code for a protein of 363 amino acids.
AAGGAAAACAUGAGAAUAUUAUAUCAAUCCUCGCUGCUGCGAUUGGAAGGGUGCAUUCUUCGCUGCUUCAACGGUUUCGUAUGGAUAGCUGGUCCCGCUUUUAUACUCAUCGCAGUAGCUCUGGUCGCGCUAGUGGCAUAUAUCUUUUAUACCGUCAACCUUCCCUUCUUGUUCCCUACACUUCAAACAUCUCCUGGCCAAGAUGAGAUACCUUCCCCAGCACAACGCCUAGCUCGACUUGCCACUGUGAUAUGGACUAUCUAUCUACUCUCCUGUUUGGCAUUUCACUAUUACAUGUGCAUCAUGACGGAUCCUGGUCGAGUCGUAGAUCGUCCGCGCAUUAUUGCAAAUGACACUGAGCGUGACCGUAAUUCGGAGGAUAUGGUCCUGUUCGAAGUCAGAACAGAACCUGUGCAGGAGCAACGAAUACCGCUCAAUAGGGAUAAUCAAGAAGGAGCACCCAAGGGCCGUUUUUGCAAAAAAUGCCGCCGACAUAAACCCGACAGAGCUCAUCAUUGUAGCGUUUGCCAAAGAUGCGUUCUUCGCAUGGACCAUCACUGUCCUUGGAUACAUAAUUGUGUCGGCUUCUACAACCACCGAUACUUCUACUUAUUUUUAAUGUACAUGUUUGUGGCAUGUCUUUACUACUUUGUUGUAUCCGUCAAUUUCUUUCGCUACGAAAUUCUUGGAAGCGGUGGGUUUAAAUGGCCAUACGAUCAAGCGCGGAUGGGCUUUGUGUUCUCUUUUCUCCUUGCUGGCGCCAUUGGGCUAGCUAUCGGCGGAAUGGCGGGUUGGCAUACCUGGUUAAUAGCCACAGGCCAGACAACGAUUGAGCACUACGGAAACCAGACGUCGAGGGAGAUUGCAAAGUCGCGUGGAGAUAUUUUUAUUAACGAGUACGAUCUGGGGACAAGGCGGAACUUUAAGGUUUUCUUUAAUAUCGGCAGAAGAUAUAAAUGGUGGACAAUUCUUUUACCAAUCCCAAUACCUCCAAUGGGAGAUGGCAGAACGUUUCUUACCAGUCAUGCCAUGUUAUCCUCGUCAGCACGAUCGACUUGGGUGGACGCUAGUGAUUACAGGGAUAUUAAUAUUGCAGCAUGAGCGUUCAGCACAAACUGUAUAUAAGCGCUUGAAAAACUUGUUCAAAAUUCUAACUUAUUUCAUGUCCCACAAACAAAAUGGUUUACACUGAAAACGAG